Cladophialophora yegresii CBS 114405 is the source of this 1770-nucleotide messenger RNA. RefSeq lists its product as uncharacterized. Bases 1 to 1770 code for a protein of 589 amino acids. The record is from RefSeq and is a predicted model, not a curated record. The transcript has a single exon. NCBI's taxonomy places the organism in Eukaryota, Fungi, Ascomycota, Eurotiomycetes, Chaetothyriales, Herpotrichiellaceae. Gene Ontology annotation, molecular function: NAD+ binding.
AUGAUACCGAGCCAAAACAUGCUUCCAACACCACCGUCAUCGCAGCCUUCCACGCCCACGCACAGUCGAGUUGCCGACCUGAGUCUGGAUGGAGAACCUUUCUCCUCGCAGUCGCGAAGCCGGAGAGCGUCUUCAAGUCCUUCGUCCAGGCUACGAGGACAAGAUUUGUUUGACUCGCGUGUGUUCCAGAAUGCCGAGUCAACGACGGUGUUCUACCAGUUCAUAGCAUCAAUGCGACACAAGAUACGCGACGAGGUACGCUCGACUAGCUCGGUCCACAAAUUCAUUAGAGUCCUCCGCGAUGGUGGUCGGUUGAUGAGGUGCUAUACUCAGAAUAUAGAUGGCUUGGAAGCAAGAGAAGGCCUUGUGACGGACCUGCGGCGCGGCAAGGGAAACAAGCGGCGGUUCAUGAAGAAGCACUACGAAGCACCACGUCCUGCGCAGACUGUGUCCACGGACUUUGACGGAGGAUGUGAAGUUGUGCAGCUCCACGGUGACCUGGACAAGUUGCGCUGCACGAUGUGCUCCACUCAAUAUGAAUGGGGGGACGAGGAGACUGACAUCUACCUGGAAGGAGCUGCACCGAGCUGCCCCAAAUGCAAAGAGAAGAGCGCAGACCGACAGGCCACGGGAAAGCGAGGUCUGGCAGUAGGUUCUCUCCGACCAAACAUCGUACUCUACGGAGAAGAUCAUCCUUCCAACACGCUGCUCACUCCGCUGAUUCCUUUCGAUGCUGGUUGUCGACCGGAGGUGCUGGUGAUAAUGGGGACAUCUUUGAAGGUGUUUGGUUUGCAGAAGAUUGUGCGCGAGUUUGCAAAAGCCGUCCAUUCGCACAAGAACGACAAGGGACGCGUCAUAUUUGUCAAUCGCACUCGACCCGCAGAGAGCGUCUGGGAGGGGAUAAUCGAUGAUUUUGUGGCCAUGGACUGCGAUGACUGGGUGGAUGAUUUGAAAAAGCGCCGACAUGAUCUCUGGCUUCGACAAGGAGAAAUUGACAUGGCCGUCUCGAAAGCAGCACAGCCUAAGCGGAAGCGGAAAUCGAUCGAGGACGAGAGUUCCAAGGAGAACAGACCAUCCAAGAAAGCAAAGAUCGUUGUCGAAGUGCCCUCCCCGAAUGCCGCAGAUGGAGGAAACCCUUCAGCCAUACUGUCAAGGAGGUUGAUAAGUCCAAAGAAGAUCAAACUACCUCAGGAUUACCCAGGACGCGCGAUACUCUCACCCUUAGCAAAAGCAAGGAGACCACCGGUUUCGCCCUUCACAAGUCCCAUCAGAGGCAACAACGAGUCGCCCCUACCGAGUUCAAGGAAGCGAGGAACACCUAUGCGGCCGCCAAUCUCACCACUUAGCAGUCCCAUUCUGGCUGACACUGAUAGAGAGCCGUUGAUCUUGAAGAAGUGGAGUACACCUAAGAGACCUGCCUUUUCUCCUUUCACACCAGGGCUGUGGACUGGCAGCAAGCUUAAGAUGGAGGUCUGCCGGGAUGAGAACGAGUUCUUCCCUCCCAGUCCUUGCACGGUCGAUCUUGAGGUACAGCCGGAGCCGGAUGGAGACACUGUUGUCAUUACCGAAUUCCAGCAGUCUGGUCAGGUGGACGAGCCCAGAGGACUGCCCUUCAUGGUACAGGUCUGGCAGCGAGUGCGAGAUAGCUGCGGCUUCUCUUAUGCGCAGGAGCCCAACUCAAGCCAGCAAACAAAUGAAGAUGAUGUUGGUGAGGUCGACACACCGACUCGAGGACCCAGAGGGCGGAAAAUCGAUGUCUUAGCAGUGUGA